AAUGCGAACCCACAGGUGAAAGACGUGUCGCAGCUUCCGACGAGGCAAGCCAAGGGCGGCGACAGUGGUAAAACCGAGCACUAUCCACAUGAGGUCUACAGAACAAGGAAUUUGAAGGGCAGCUGUGACGAUGUCGACGACGCGAGCGACGAGGAGGAGGAGGAGGAGGACAAGGACGACGGCGACAGCGAGCCGCUCGAUGCGCAGGAGGUGUACGACCUCAUAUCGUCGAUCUCCGAUCCGGAGCACCCCCUCACGUUGGGCCAGCUUUCUGUGGUGAACCUCGGCGACAUCCGUGUGAGACACCCGGAUUAUGCUUCCGGCCGUGUCGGAGAGGUCAACGUCCAGAUCACCCCUACGAUCACGCACUGUUCCCUCGCCACACUCAUCGGCUUGGGAAUCCGUGUCCGUCUCGACCGCAGUGUUGACAAGGCUUACCGGAUUGGCAUAUACGUUAAACAAGGAACGCACCAGAGUGAGGGCCAGGUGAACAAGCAGUUGAACGACAAGGAACGGGUCUGUGCCGCGUGCGAGAACCCGCAGUUGGUUAAGGUGGUGGGGCGAAUGUUGGCCACCUGC
Messenger RNA from Pichia membranifaciens NRRL Y-2026, 579 nucleotides. RefSeq lists its product as hypothetical. The annotation marks the transcript as partial. The transcript is spliced from 2 exons. NCBI's taxonomy places the organism in Eukaryota, Fungi, Ascomycota, Pichiomycetes, Pichiales, Pichiaceae. The record is from RefSeq and is a predicted model, not a curated record. Gene Ontology annotation, biological process: iron-sulfur cluster assembly.